AUGAACCCCAACCCCACCGCAAAGGCAGGGUCACGACAUGAUCUUGACGACGUCUCGCUGGGCCGAUACCUCGCAGAGUCGAGAUCGAUACCGGGUCUGAAGGUACCGGUUGCGACGACCAAGAUUGGUUACGGACAGAGCAAUCCGACUUAUUUUGUCGACGAUGCCGGAGGUACUCGCUACAUUCUUCGCAAGAAACCCGCUGGGACGAUCAUCAGUCCGGUGGCCCACCAGGUGGAUCGCGAAUACCGCGUGCUCAAAGCCCUGGGAACUGUUGACGGGUUUCCUGUGCCGAAGGUAUAUACGCUAUGCAUGGACUCGAAUGUCAUAGGGACGCCGUUCUAUGUCAUGGAGUUUGUCAAGGGAAGGAUAAUUACAGAUCCGGACCUGGGCGAACUGUCGCCCUCGGAUCGAAGAAAGGCUUGGAUCUCCCUGGUCGAGACGCUUGCCUGGCUACACAGCAUUGACCCGGACGCCAUCGGACUGGGCACGUUUGGCAAGAAGACGGGCUUCUACAAACGGCACUGCAAUACCUUUUCCCGCAUAGAAGCCCAACAAUCCAAAGUCAAGGACGCGAAGACAGGCAGGGUCCUAGGCCGAGCGCACGAGCAUUUCGACGAGAUCAUCGACUUUGUCAGGCAUGAGAUGACCAGCGAGAGGUAUGCCGUCGUGCACGGCGACUUCAAGUUUGACAACGUGAUCCUCCACCCGACCGAACCGCGCGUGAUAGCGAUCCUCGACUGGGAACUGUCGACGAUCGGCAACCCGCUCAUGGACGCCAUCUACGUGAUCUCGCCCUUCUGGAUCGACUUCCACAAAGCAUCCCCCCACGACCUCACCGCGACGUCCUCGCCGUACGCGCCCGCCAACCGCGCCACGUCCGGCAUGCCCGACCCGGACGAGCUGCUCGACCGAUACAGUCGGAUCACGGGCUUCGAUCCGCGGCGCGAGGGCCACCCGCCGGGCAAGGACUUUGAAAUCGCAAAGAUCUUCCACUACGUGCGCGGCGGCACCAUCAGCCAUGGCAUCCAGGCGCGCACGUACGCGGGCCAGGCGAGCAGCGAUUUCAGUCACGUCUAUUUCCAGAAUACGCGCAAGAUGCUCGACGCCGCGUGGGGGAUGGUCAGGCGCAUGAAGGGCCGAGGGGGUGAGGGAGAGGGAGAGGAGAAGGCGAGGUUAUGA
Messenger RNA from Cladophialophora carrionii CBS 160.54, 1182 nucleotides. RefSeq lists its product as uncharacterized. Lineage: Eukaryota; Fungi; Ascomycota; Eurotiomycetes; Chaetothyriales; Herpotrichiellaceae. Bases 1 to 1182 code for a protein of 393 amino acids. Gene Ontology annotation, biological process: protein phosphorylation. Gene Ontology annotation, molecular function: protein kinase activity. The transcript is spliced from 7 exons. The record is from RefSeq and is a predicted model, not a curated record.